AUGUCCCAAUCGUUACGUCCUUAUCUUAAUGCAGUGCGCUCGUCAUUGACGGCUGCCUUGUGUUUGGAGAACUUUGCGUCGCAAACAGUUGAGCGACACAACACGCCAGAGGUCGAGCUUGGAACCACACCUGAGGUGUUACUGAACCCGUUAACAAUUGCACGUAAUGAGAAUGAGAAAGUUCUGAUUGAGCCAAGUAUUAACUCUGUGCGAGUCAGUAUUAAGAUCAAGCAAGCUGAUGAAAUUGAGACUAUUUUGGUGCGCCAAUUUGCGCGUUUCCUGACAGGCCGUGCAGAGGCGUUUUACAUUUUACGACGAAAGCCCAUUCCAGGUUACGACGUGUCAUUCCUUAUUACGAACUUUCAUACGGAGCAAAUGCUUAAACACAAGCUUGUGGACUUUAUUAUUGACUUUAUGGAGGAGGUCGACAAGGAGAUUUCUGAAAUGAAGUUAUUUUUGAAUGCUCGUGCACGCUUUGUUGCCGAGGCCUACCUAACACCCUUUGAUUAG
Messenger RNA from Magnusiomyces paraingens, 510 nucleotides. RefSeq lists its product as uncharacterized. Bases 1 to 510 code for a protein of 169 amino acids. The record is from RefSeq and is a predicted model, not a curated record. Gene Ontology annotation, biological process: actin filament polymerization; Arp2/3 complex-mediated actin nucleation. NCBI's taxonomy places the organism in Eukaryota, Fungi, Ascomycota, Dipodascomycetes, Dipodascales, Dipodascaceae. Gene Ontology annotation, cellular component: actin cytoskeleton; Arp2/3 protein complex. Gene Ontology annotation, molecular function: actin filament binding. The transcript is spliced from 2 exons.